This is a messenger RNA of Mastomys coucha (southern multimammate mouse), 1482 nucleotides long. RefSeq names its product clathrin light chain A (gene Clta). Gene Ontology annotation, molecular function: clathrin heavy chain binding; structural molecule activity. Gene Ontology annotation, biological process: clathrin coat assembly; intracellular protein transport; clathrin-dependent endocytosis. The record is from RefSeq and is a predicted model, not a curated record. Lineage: Eukaryota; Metazoa; Chordata; Mammalia; Rodentia; Muridae. Bases 552 to 1208 code for a protein of 218 amino acids. The transcript has 5 exons. Gene Ontology annotation, cellular component: clathrin coat of trans-Golgi network vesicle; plasma membrane; synaptic vesicle membrane.
UGUGGUGACAUUAAAUGCUAAGUGCACUUCUCCUGGUAUAUGCACCUAUAAAAUUUUUCAAUAAUCCAGGAGGGAGGCAAUGUAAGAUUCUUCUACCAGCUUUCGAGGACACUGAGGUUCAAAAAAACCAAGUGGUUGUGUGUUGAGUAGUUGAGAAGAGCUCACAUCCCUGGUCCCCACAAACCCCUCAAACAAGCCCCACUGAAGGCUGUUCCUGUGCCUGGUCACUCCAGCUCCUGAUGCUCUGCGACUCCCAGCUUUCUGUAAGGUGGCACUUCCGCUGGCUCCGCCCUCCGCUCCCAGUCACGAGUUGUCCCCAGGGCUCCCCCCCCUUUGCCAGCUGAUUGGGCAGCUCCUGUCUUCUGAUUGGCUGUUCUUUUUUGUGGCUCGCCAACCCAACCGGAUGUAGAAGCAGGGUUUCCGCUUCCACCUUCUCCUCUCGCUCGUCCUCCGGUAGUAGCCGCCAGCACAGUGUCCGCUGCUGGGCGGGGUGUCGGCGGAUCGGUCGGUUGGUUUCGGCUUCGGCUUCGCAGCGGUUGAGUUGGGCCGUCAUGGCUGAGUUGGAUCCAUUCGGCGCUCCCGCCGGUGCGCCCGGUGGCCCCGCGCUAGGGAACGGGGUGGCGGGCGCUGGCGAGGAAGACCCGGCCGCGGCCUUCUUGGCGCAGCAAGAGAGUGAGAUUGCGGGCAUCGAGAACGACGAGGCCUUCGCCAUCCUGGACGGCGGCGCCCCCGGGCCGCAACCACACGGCGAGCCGCCGGGGGGUCCCGAUGCCGUUGACGGAGUGAUGAAUGGUGAAUACUACCAGGAGAGCAAUGGUCCGACAGACAGUUACGCAGCCAUAUCAGAAGUGGAUCGAUUGCAAUCAGAGCCUGAAAGUAUCCGUAAGUGGAGAGAAGAGCAAACAGAGCGCUUGGAAGCCCUCGAUGCCAAUUCUCGGAAGCAAGAAGCGGAGUGGAAAGAAAAGGCAAUAAAGGAGUUAGAAGAGUGGUACGCGAGGCAGGACGAGCAGCUACAGAAGACAAAGGCAAACAACAGGGCAGCAGAAGAAGCCUUUGUAAACGACAUUGACGAGUCAUCCCCAGGCACUGAGUGGGAGCGGGUGGCCCGCCUGUGUGACUUUAACCCCAAGUCCAGCAAACAGGCCAAAGAUGUCUCUCGCAUGCGCUCAGUCCUCAUCUCCCUGAAGCAGGCCCCCCUGGUGCACUGAAGAGCCACCCCGUGGAAACACUACGUCUACAAUAUCUUAAUCCUACUCAGUGAAGCUGUUCACGUAAUUGGAUUAAUUAUGUUGAGUUCUUUUGGACCAAACCUUUUGUCUUUAGAGUUGAUCAUUGUUUGUGAUUGCAUGUUUCCUUCAACUGUGUUCUCCCUGGCAUUCAGAGAAGAGAGAGGAAGAGGAAGGGAGAGAAGCUCCCGACAGUAGCCUCAACCUGUGCUUUUGUGCAUUAUUCUGAGAAUAAAUUUCUGUUUCAAACAAUAUA